Messenger RNA from Myxozyma melibiosi, 1015 nucleotides. RefSeq names its product CAAX protease self-immunity-domain-containing protein. The transcript has 2 exons. Lineage: Eukaryota; Fungi; Ascomycota; Lipomycetes; Lipomycetales; Lipomycetaceae. Gene Ontology annotation, cellular component: endoplasmic reticulum membrane. The coding region runs from base 125 to 979 and encodes 284 amino acids. Gene Ontology annotation, biological process: CAAX-box protein processing. Gene Ontology annotation, molecular function: metalloendopeptidase activity. The record is from RefSeq and is a predicted model, not a curated record.
GGACAAGUCUUAUGACUAUUGUGGAGGCCGUCUGAUACGGAGAUGGUAGGGAUCAGACAGAAUAAGAGUAUUAGUUGCGAAUAUCAGUGCAGGAGCUAGUCAAUUGAGAUAUCAACAGGCACAAAUGCAGCAGCUCAGCAAGUUCACCGCCUUCCUGGUCUGCACCCUGUGCACCAUCCUCUACGUCGGCGUGCUCUACAUCCACCCCAACAGCAGACCGAGCGCGACCGUUUCUCGGAAUGAUGCGACAGUUAUCAAGUACCGGGUGAUUGCGAUUACGAUCAGCACAUAUGUCACCGCAGUCUUCACGACGUGGAUCUUGAACGAAUGGCGGGUAUCGCUCAAUCCGCUCUAUCUGAUGGUGUCUCUCAGAAUGCUGCCUAUGCCGUCCUUGUUUGAGAUUUUUCGAUCAGGGUUGCUGAUAACUGCCAUUCUCUUUGUCGGACCGCUGGUAGAAAAGCUGUUUCUUUCUGGAGGUAUAUCGGAGCUCAAUUAUGGCUUUAGAGAUAUUUUCCGAAGCUGGAUCAAUAUCAGAAACUACAUCAUUGGACCAUUCACGGAAGAGAUAGUGUUCCGCUCCUGUAUCAUCUCGAUCGAACUGCGCGCCCGGAUGUCGCCCACAACCGUCAUCUUUGUGGCCCCGCUCUACUUUGGCAUCGCACACCUGCACCAUGCCUACGAGUCCUACAUCCAGAAUCCAAACUACCUCAAGCUCGUGAUCCUAAACUCGAUCUUCCAUUUCGCGUUCACGACGAUCUUUGGCUGGUACGCGUCCUUUCUCUUCCUGCGCACCGGAAGCUUCUGGCAGCCGUUUGUGGCGCAUGUGUUUUGUAACUUGAUGGGGGUGCCGAAAGUGGGUGCCAGGCUCGACGGGCCGGCAUGGUAUACGAGAUUGUAUCACGGGUUAUUGGUGUUUGGGUUGAUUGCAUUCGCGAUGCUCUUAGGACCUUUGACAAAAUCAUCGAGAGAAAUCAUGUAGAUACAGGAAUAGAUCAAAGGACGUUUUAUAUGAGGU